Molecule: messenger RNA, 1212 nt
Organism: Lycium ferocissimum
Lineage: Eukaryota; Viridiplantae; Streptophyta; Magnoliopsida; Solanales; Solanaceae
Exons: 4
Coding region: 1-1212 (403 amino acids)
Biological process (GO): chromatin remodeling
Cellular component (GO): nucleus
Source: RefSeq, a predicted model, not a curated record
AUGACAAUUAAGCUGGUCGUUGGACGGUUUAUUUUGCACAUUAUUAGUGCUUAUGCGCCUCAAACAAGCUUGGGAGAGGAGGAGAAGAGAUGUUUUUGGGAGGAUUUGGACGAGAUGGUGGGAGGUAUACCGCCCACUGAGAAGCUAUUCAUAGGAGGAGAUUUCAAUGGACACAUCGGGUCAAUUUCUGGGGGAUAUGACGAUGUGCAUGGAGGUUGUGGUUUCGGGGACAGGAACGGAGGAGCAGUUGCACUGUUGGAUUUUGCAAAAGCCUUUGGGCUGGUGGUAGCCAAUUCGAGUUUUCCGAAGAAAGAGGAGCACUUGGUAACCUUUCAUAGUUCAAUGGCUAAGACGCAAAUAGACUUUUUACUCCUUAGGAAGGGCGAUAAAGGUCUCUGUAAAGAUUGCAAGGUGAUUCCGAGUGAGAGCCUAACGACCCAGCAUAAGGUCUUGGUAAUGGACUUGGAGAUCAAGAUGAGGAAGAGAAAGAAGGUCGUGGAUGACAAGCCUAGGAUCAAAUGGGGGAGUUUGACCAUGACAGGUGCCCUGGAGAUGGGGGAAAAGUUGAGGGUUAUGGGAGCUUGGGAGAGUAGUGGGGAGGCAACUGAUAUGUGGGAUAGGACGGCCAGUUGCAUUAGGGAAGCAGCUAGAGAGGUGCUAGGGGUCUCGAAGGGUAGUCGUUGCCUGCACCGAGGGGACUGGUGGUGGAAUGGAGAAGUUCAAGAGAAGGUAGAAGCAAAGAAAGUAGCAUUUGCGAAACUCAACCGGAAUAUUGAUUCGGUCAUACUGAAUUUCUGCCGGAAGUACAUGGUUUGCUUAGCCCAGAGUGACGAGGCUGAGGAUGAAACCGAGGCUCGGGUCGAUGUUGACACUCUUUGCCAUGCCUGUCCCUCAACUGCCAAUCCACAGUUUGUCUGGUUAGAAAAUCAAAGGCAAGGUUCUACCCCCGAGGCCCAUCAAUCUUACAGUGAUAGCAAGUUGGUAGGUACCUACCUUACUCUGGUCCGUAAUCUUGCUUCCCGAUGGGAGGUUGUCCUUUCUGGCCACCGAGAAGGAUCAAAGCAAGAUAGAUGCAGUGUUCUUCGAAUGCCUUCUCAAAGGGGUGCACAUGCUACUGCCCAGACCAUGAAGAAGAGGAAAGCUCAUUGCCAAGAGGCUGCCCAUCUUCACGCUAAGCUUAUUUCUUUGCAGGAAAAGUCGUCGGAAUAUUAA